AUGGGCGCCCCGCAAGAUGCCGAGCCCACCUUGGAGGCUGCCGUGAUCCAGGCGGUGUUGGGCGCGGGCCUCCAGAAGGACCUGCCGCUGCCCAAAAAGGUGCAAGAGGCCAUGGGGGCAGAGUUGGACCCGGACGCCGCCGCCCGCGCGGCCGCCGCCGCCUUCGGGGCCGACUUCGCGGACUACGCGGGGCGGCUCCGCGCCUACCUCGCGGAGCUCGAGGCCUCGCUCUUCUCCGAGGGCCUCCACACCCUCGGGGCACCGCCCGGCCGCAGUGAGCUGGAAGGCUACCUCACGGGGUGCUUUGAUGGCACAUUGCCGCCGGAAGCCAUUGAGCGCCUGGCGGCGGGUGCCCAGGAGUCAGAGGUGGUGGGCUCCUGUGUACUGACGGCCCGGGACGGCGAAGAGACGCGUCAUGCCAUCAAGGAGGCCUUGAGAGUGAGGGAAUUGCUGGCCAGCAACACGGAGGAAGUAGCAGGCAUGCUCCGCGCCCUGAACGGCGAGUUCGUCCCCCCAGCCCCGGGGGGCGACCUUAUCCGCGACGGCGCCUCAGUUCUGCCCACCGGCAGGAACAUUCACGCGCUGGACCCCUUCCGAAUUCCCAGCCAGACCGCUCUCCAGCGGGGCAUCCAGGCAGCUGAGAAGAGCAUCGAGCAGUAUCGCAGGGACAACGAUGGCGCCUUCCCGGAGACCAUCGCGGUGAAUCUUUGGGGGCUUGAGGCCAUCAAGACCCGUGGGGAGUCCGUGGCGGUGGUCCUUGGCCUCAUCGGCGCCCGGCCCGUGGCUGAGGCCACCGGCCGAGUGGCGCGCUAUGAGCUCAUCCCCUUGGAGGAGCUGGGCAGGCCCCGCGUAGAUGCCUUGUGCUCCCUGAGCGGCAUCUUCCGGGACUCCUUCGCCAACGUCGUGGAGCUCCUGGACGAUGCGCUGCAGCGGGCCGCCAAGGCAGACGAGGCUCCGGAGCAGAACUUUGUGCGGAAGCACUACCUGGAGCUGCUGGAGCAAGAGAAGGACGAAGACGCCGCGCUGUCCCGCAUUUUCUCCAACGCUGCUGGGGAGUUCGGUUCCCUGGUGAACGAGCGGGUGGUGGCUGGCAACUGGGAGAACGACCAGGAGCUUGGAGAGACCUGGGCGUCGCGGAACGCCUUCGCCUUCGGCCGGAACCAGCGGGGCACGGAGCGUGGCAAGGUGCUGGACAAGUUGUUGGGCAGCUCGGGCUCCUUGGUGCAGCUGACAGACUCGGUGGAGUAUGGCCUCACUGAUAUCCAGGAGUACUACGCCAACUCUGGUGCCAUGGUGCGGCGCAUGAGCGACCUACAGAAGCGCAAGGUGGAGGCGCUGGUGGUGGACACCACGCAGAAGCAGGUGGCGCCCCGCAAGUUGGACUCGGUCCUGCGCAUGGAGUACCGCACCAAGCUGCUGAACCCCAAAUGGGCCGAGGCUAUGGUGGCGCAGGGCUCGGGGGGCGCCUUCGAAGUGUCGCAGCGCAUGACGGCACUGCUGGGCUGGGGCGGCACCACCCGCUUCGCCGAGGACUGGGUCUGGAAUCAGAGCGCUGAACGCUACGUGCUGGAUGAGGACAUGGCCAAGCGGCUGCGCGAGAGCAACCCGGAGGCCUUCCGGAACAUCGUGGGCCGCCUGCUGGAGGCCAAGGCUCGAGACUUGUGGCAGGCCCCGGAGGACGUGCUGCAGAGGCUCAGCGAGAUAUACGAAGAGCUGGACGACGAGUUAGAGGGCGUGGCCUAA
Molecule: messenger RNA, 1743 nt
Organism: Effrenium voratum
Lineage: Eukaryota; Dinophyceae; Suessiales; Symbiodiniaceae
Source: the annotation of a GenBank genome assembly